Molecule: messenger RNA, 486 nt
Organism: Ectocarpus siliculosus
Lineage: Eukaryota; Phaeophyceae; Ectocarpales; Ectocarpaceae
Source: the annotation of a GenBank genome assembly
AUGGGAGGGUAUGUCGCUCUCGCCGACAUGCUAAUAUCCAGGGGUGCAAGGACCAGGCCUUUGAUCGCAACGAUAGGGCGGCACAACAUCUCGUGCCCGCUGCUGUACGCGGCUGUGGCCUCUCUGCAAGAGAAAUCCGUGGAGCUCAUUGUUGACAAAGGGAUGGAUGCUGUUGGAGGGAUCGCCUCUGUCCCUGCUGCUCUGCUCGCAGCGGCGCAGUUCGGCCUUGCCAACGUCGUAGUCAUCCUCCUUUUGCAGGCCGGGGCAAACGAAGGUGCACUCGACGAAGGUGGGAAACUCGCCGUGGACUCUAUCGGAUCGCUGAAAGGCACAAGGUUCUUCGCCAAGCUCGUCCUCGAGAGGUACACGCUCAGAAGCGGUGAGACAGGGAGGAGGCGGAGCGCUCCCGAGGCCUCGGUCAUAGGAUUUCUCUCAAAAGCAGUUCAGUCAAGGCCAUCAUUGAUGUGGCUAUCUCUUGCUAUUUAG